Messenger RNA from Manacus vitellinus (golden-collared manakin), 1281 nucleotides. RefSeq names its product cadherin-1. NCBI's taxonomy places the organism in Eukaryota, Metazoa, Chordata, Aves, Passeriformes, Pipridae. Gene Ontology annotation, cellular component: catenin complex; plasma membrane; adherens junction. The coding region runs from base 1 to 1179 and encodes 392 amino acids. The transcript has 9 exons. The record is from RefSeq and is a predicted model, not a curated record. Gene Ontology annotation, molecular function: calcium ion binding; cadherin binding; hydroxyisourate hydrolase activity. Gene Ontology annotation, biological process: cell morphogenesis; purine nucleobase metabolic process; homophilic cell-cell adhesion.
AUGUCAUGCUGUACCUUCACCCUCCUCCUCCUCCUCCUCCUCCUCCUCCUGGUGGGACCAUCCCAAUGGGGCCAGGGGCACUGUACAGCCACCCCAGAGCCCCGGGGCAGAGCCACGUUCCUCCAUAGUCCUGCAGCCUCACUCUCCAUCCCGUGGGACACGCUGACCUUCCCAGAGCACAGACACGGCCUCCAGCGGCAGAAGAGGGACUGGGUCAUUCCCCCCAUCAACUGCCCUGAGAACGACCGGGGGCCCUUCCCCAAGAAGCUGGUGCAGAUCAAAUCCAACAAGGACAAGGAGACCAAGGUUUUCUACAGCAUCACAGGACAAGGAGUGGACACUAUCCCUAUGGGCAUCUUCAUCAUCGAACAGGAGACAGGGUGGCUGGAGGUGACGAAGCCUCUGGACCGGGAGGAGAAGGAUAAAUACACACUCUAUGCCCAUGCUGUGUCAGCCAACGGGCAGCCUGUGGAGGACCCCAUGGAGAUCAUCAUCACCAUCACUGACCGAAACGACAACCCACCCAUCUUCUCCCAGGCAGCUUUCCAUGGGUCUGUGCCAGAGGGAGCUGAGCCAGGCAUGCCAGUGCUGCGGGUGCUGGCCACUGAUGCAGACGAUGCUGUGAGCUCCAACAAUGGAGUCGUGGUCUAUUCCAUCCUGAGCCAGGCACCGGAGCAGCCCCAGCCCCGCAUGUUCACCAUAGACAGCAGCUCCGGGCUGAUCUCUGUGGCCGUGCCAGGGCUAGUGGCAGAGGUGGUCCCUGAAUAUACGCUGGAGAUCCAGGCAGCCGACAUGGGGGGACACGGGCUGCAAGCCACCACCACCGCCCGCAUCACAGUGCAGGCUGACAGCAUGUCCGAUGCGGGGAAGGGUUCCCUGACCACCCCUGCCUUGCGUCAUCCGCCUGGACCAGCUGGUGGAGCCGGGCCGCAGUGGAGGGAGCUGGCACAAAGGUACACGGACACGGAUGGGCGCUGCCGGCCCCUCCUGGCAGCGGGACAGGCCAAGGCCGGCACCUACAAGCUGCACUUUGAGACAGCACCGUAUUGGCAGGGGCUGGGGCACACCAGCUUCUACCCCUAUGUGGAGGUCAUCUUCACCAUUACUGAUCCAGCACAGAAGCUUCAUGUCCCACUGCUGAUCAGCCCCUACUCCUACACAACGUACCGGGGCAGUUAGGGGGGCACAGCCUCCCCUCAGGGAUGCAGGAACGAUGCCACUAAUGCCAUUAAAGGCUCCAAACACCACCAUUUGUCUCAAAAAAUCACCUUCUGGUUGGGG